Molecule: messenger RNA, 6615 nt
Organism: Trichomycterus rosablanca
Lineage: Eukaryota; Metazoa; Chordata; Actinopteri; Siluriformes; Trichomycteridae
Product: tripartite motif-containing protein 14
Exons: 7
Coding region: 1-1947 (648 amino acids)
Molecular function (GO): protein binding; zinc ion binding
Source: RefSeq, a predicted model, not a curated record
AUGGGUUCGUCAUUCGAUAAACCAGGUGCUGGUCCAGCUUUUUGUCCUUUAUGCCGGCGUGAAUCUUCAGAACACAUCACACUGGGGUGCGGCCACAUCUUCUGUAAGAGGUGUUUAGGAGAACUGUGGAGAGGAUUGUGUUCGGGCCCCUGUUACUGCCCUGAAUGUAACUUUGAACUGCUGCAGAUCCCAGAACUCAGGGACACAGACGAGGCGUCCACUUCUGCAGAAUCCCACACAAGAUGGCCUUUUGGGCAGCACCCUUUGGCAAACAAGUUCACCAAAAAGAACCUUGGGAAAAGGAAGAGAAGUUCCGACACCUUCGAGCAAAACAGUGGAGGAUACAGACUAGGCACAGGCUCAUCCAACAAUAACUCAUCUACAGCCAGUGAUGCUUCGGAUGAGACACCAGCAAAAAAGGCCAAGGAAACGUCAUCAGGCACGUCCUCAACCAGAAACACCCAUUGCAUGCCAUCAACUGCUGAUUCACGUCCAGACAAUUUAAAAGAGGAUGGUGAGCCUCACGUCAUCGUAAUUGAUUCCAGCGACGACGCGUGGCACAACACCAGUGCGGUGUUGUGCCACUACUGCAGCAGUCGGGAGAAGAGGGCAGCUGUAAAGACCUGCUUGGUGUGCGGUGCCUCAAUGUGCCCGGAGCACCUGAGGGUACAUCUGGAGUCACCCGUAUUCCAGAGUCACCCGCUGGUGGAUGCCGUGGAUGAUGUGUCACCCUGGAGGUGCCUCGAGCACCAGGAAAUGAACCGAAUCUACUGUUGUGAUUGUGAGGUGUGCGUGUGCACCGUCUGCACGGUGAUCGGCUUGCACAAGGAACAUGCAUGCAUCAGCCUAAAGGAGGCUGAGAAAAAGCUCCGGGCGGAACUAAAGUGCAAAAUGAAAAAGUUACAAACAAAAGAAGGAGCCAUCAGUGACCAAUUAAAAAAAUUAACAGAGAAGAAACGCAGUGUUCAGGAGAAUCUGGAGAGCGUGCGGGCGAAUGUAGUGCAGCAGUACAAGGCCAUGAAGGAGGCGCUGGAGCUGGAGGAGCAGCAGGCUCUGCUCUGCGUGACCCAGGAGCAGAACAAAGUGCAUGGAAGCGUCGAUGCCCAUCUCGGUACACUAAACAAAGCCCUCAAAACCAUUCAGGGCACUUUCGAGCCAUUGCUUAAACUGGCAGAUGCACAGGGGGCAUCACAACUUCAGGACCAGGCCUUCAUUAUGGAAUACAAAAAAAUAACUGAAGGUUUAAAUAGUAUGCCGGACUCUGUGGAGAAGCUGGAAUCAGUCGAGGAAGUCAAUCAAGGCAGAUUGGACUGCCUGCAGGACUGGACUGACGAAAGACUGAGCGAUGUAAUCAUUUCCAUGCCUCACAGAGACCCGUUCAGACUGCUGUAUGGCUGUAGUCCAUCCCUGGAUCCUGAUACGGCUCACCCGAAACUGGCGCUGUCCUCUGAGAACAUGCUGGUAGAGUACACUGACGUGAUCCAGGACUACCCUGAUUUAGAGUCUCGCUUCAGCAUCUUUCCCCAGGUACUGGGCACCACCGCGUUGAGCCAGGGCCGCCACUACUGGGAGGUGGAGGUGACCGUGAACGAGGGCCGCUGGAAGGUUGGCGUCAGUGACCAACACAUAGGAAGGAAGGGGCAGAAGGACAACUGCCGGCUUGGCUUCUACCCCAAUUCCUGGUGCCUGGUGUGCGAAAAGGGUAAGGUGGAGGCGCUGCAUAAUAAGGAAACCUGGCCUGUGUGUGCCACCGGACUGCAGAAGGUCGGGCUGUUUCUGGAUUUUGAGGAGGGUAGUCUGUCCUUCUACAGUGUAGGUGAGGGGGGGAGUCUUUCUUUGAUGUACAGCUUUCAGCACGCGUUCUCUGAGCCGCUCUACCCUGCUCUGGCAGCAUCCAAAGCACAGCUCUCUAUUUGUGAUUUAUUUGUUAGACCAAUUACUGAUUAAAACAUGGUAUUUUUUACAACGUGCACUAUUUUUGUGCUGAUGCAAGCAUAAUUCGGGGUUUUUAUUAUGGCCAUAUUGUUGAUUUAGUUAUGUGCCAUCAGAGGCUUUUUUAAUUCACAUAAAUUACAGUGGGGCAUUUAAAAUGAUUAGAAUAAUAGGAAUUACUCUAAUCCCAGUACAGUACUUGGGCAUUCGUGGACUUGAUGUAAUUUCUUCAAUUUUUACAUAUUUGUCAUACUUAAUUGUUAAAGAUCUUUAAACAAAAUGUACUACAAGACAAAGACAAGUAAACACUAAAUAGUUAAACACCGGUGUGGAGGAAAAAGUAUUUCUCCCUUUAAAUGAACCGCAUUUAAUUCAUAAAUGGAUUUAAUUAGUCUAGAUACACCCACACAUGAUUACUGCAGGUCCUUUAUAAAGCUAAACCAUAUUUAAAUACAUCUUAUCAUUUAAAUAAAACCUUUCCAGCAUCUAGAAGGCCUUACCCACCCUAAAAAAGGACAACUCACUUAAGGAAACAGACUGUGCAUAUACACCGAUGAAGCAUAACAUUAUGAUCACCUUCCUAACUGACUGGUCUGCACCUGUGAUGCACUGUGUAUUCUGACACCUUUCUAUCAGAACCAGCAUUAACAUCUUCAGCAAUUUGAGCUACAGUGUUGGAUCGGACCACACGGGCCAGCCUUCGCUCCCCACGUGCAUCAAUGAGUCUUGGCCGCCCAUGACCCUGUCGCCGGUUUACCACUGUUCCUUCCUUGGACCACUUUUGAUAGAUACUGACCACUGCACAAGAGCUGCAGUUUUGGAGAUGCUCUGACCCCAUCGUCUAGCCAUCACAAUUUGGUCCUUGUCAAACUCGCUCAAAUCCUUACGCUCCAUUUUUCCUGCUUCUAACACAUCAACUUUGAGGAUAAAAUGUUCACUUGCUGCCUAAUAUAUCCCACCCACUAACAGGUGCCGUGAUGAAGAUAAUCAGUGUUAUUCACUUCACCUGUCAGUGGUCAUAAUGUUGUGCCUGGUCGGUGUACACUAUAUGGACAAAAGUUGGGGUACCACUUGUCCUUGUUUCUAAGGUCUUCCAGAUGCUGGAAAGGUUCCUUUUCGGUGAUUUUAUGACAUCCAAUUGUAAACCCAUAUGCAUUAAAAUGGAGUUGGUCUCCCCUUUGCAGCUGUAACAGCUAUCCCUCUUCUGGGGAUAGCUAUCUUACUGAAGAUUUUGGAGUGUGCCUGUGGGGAAUUAGACUAAGGGCCGGGCUCUGUGCAGGCCAGUCAAGUUCUUCCACACUGAACUUACCCAGUCAUGACUUUACAGACUUGUGUGCUUUGUGCUCUGGAACAAAAAAGGGCCUUCUGAUAAGCAAACUGUUCCCACAAAGUUGGAAGCAUACAAUUGUUCCAAAGAUUUCCCUUAACUGGAACUAAGGGGCCUGGGCAACCCCUGAAAAAAAACAACCCCAUAGCAUCAUUCCUCCUCUAUCAAACUUUAAAGUUGGCACAAUGCAAUCAGGCAUGUGAAGUCCACAAACCCAGACUCGUGUGUCAGAAUACCAGGUAGAGAAACAUGAUUCGUCACUCCACAGAAUAUUCCCACUGCUCCAGAGUCCAGUGGAGGUGUGCUUUACACUCAAUCCGAUCCUUGGCAUUAUGCUUGAUUAUGCAAGACUUGCAGCUGCUCGGCCAUGGAAACCCAUUCCAUAAAGCUCCUGGCGCAGUGUUUGUGCUGAUGUUAAUGCCAGAGGAGGUUUGGAACUCUGCAGUUACUAAGUCAGCAGAACAUCGGCGACUUUAGAAUAGAAUGUCUUUAUUUGUCAUAUAUACACAUACAGGUGUACAGUACACUACAACUAAAUUCUUUUUUUCACAUAUCCCAGCUUGUUUUUGGAAGCUGGGUUCCAAGCGUAGGGUCAGCCAUUAUACGGUGCAUCUGGAGUACAGAGGGCUAAGAGCCUUGCUCAAGGGCCCAACAGUGGCUGCAUGGCAGAGCCAGGAUUCUAACUCUUAACUUUUCAAUUGAUAGCCCAAAGCUUUACCCACUAGGCUACCACUGUCCUUUUAUACACUGAUUGUCUCAGCACACUUUAUGUGGUCUGUCACAUAAUAAAGGUGACUUGUUGCAAUAGGGGCAUCCUAUUAUAGUACCACACUUUAUUCAGUGAGCUCUGUAGAACUCUGGGCUGCGUCCAAAAUCGCAUACUUCCAUACUGAACAGUACGUAAAAGCAGUACGCGAGAGCGGGUAGUGUCCCCGAAUACGUAGUAUUCAUUAAACGGUAUGUGAAAAGUACCCGGAUGACCUACUGCAUGGGCAGCUAUUUCUGAGUUUGCAAACACAGCACACUGCGGUCUGAUAAUCUAUCCCAUAAUUUUCGAAGCAGAAGAAGAAAGAUGGCGGAAUACGAAGAGACAAACAUAAAAAAUUUUAUGAUUAAGUACAACCCUAAAUAACGUUAUGAGUAGCUUUGUGGAGAACGACAGAAUAAAAUCUGUGGCGGUGUGACGUCAUGCAUCACGUGACGUUGGUAAGAUGGCGGGAGAUUGCCGCUCAGGUGGCGCAGCGGUAAAGUCCGCUAGCGCAUCAGAGUUGGGUUUCUAGCUACAUCGUAUCGAAACUCAGCUCUGCCUUUCCGACUGGGUUGGGCGGCAGUAUGAACAACGUUUGGCUGUUGUUCAGGGUUAGGGGUAGAGUUGGAGCAUAGGGCCUCAUAACUGUACGACUGCGGCCCCUGCUGGUUGACUGACGGCCCCUGCACAGGGCUGAGGAAUAACAUUGAGGGGGGUGUGACCCUCCGUGCGCAGUGUCUCUCGGUGUAUGAACUCGUCUCGUGCAGGUGAAAAAUGCAGGCUGUACUGAUUGCGUUCCGGAGGGGGCGCAAGUCAGUUGAGUGGCGUCCUCAGUCAGCGGCAAAAGGGUUGAAUCAGUAUAGAGGACACAAUCAGGGUAAUUGGACAUGACUAGAAUAGGGAUAAAAAAAUAGAUAAUAAAAAAAAAAAAAAAAAGGCGGGAGAUUGCGUGCAUACUGAUAGAGCGUACUGCUUUGCCAACCAAGCAGUGUGCUCUGCUGCGAAUUUAGUACGUACUGUUUUUAGUAUGCCAUUCUUUUACAAAUGUUUAUAGCUUGACUACGAUGCACUCACUCUCACUCACUUUCUUAAUCCUUUAUUCAAUCAGGGUCCCGGGGUGUGCUGGAGCCUAUCCCAGGUUUUCAAUGGGCGCAAGGCACACAGUAACACCCUGGGGUGCCAGUCCGUCGCAGGGUGGACACACACACACAUACACACACCCAUUUACCUAUAGGGCAAUUCAGGGUCUCCAAUUAAUCUGACUGCAUGUUUUUGGACUGUGGGAGGAAACCGGAGCUCCCGGAGGAAACUCAUUCAGACACAGGGAGAACAUGCAAACUCCGCACAGAAAGGACCCGGACCGUGCCGAUUACAACGAUGCAAUUACAACUUAACUUUCGGCUUUUACUACAAUUUAUACAAACCCAGUCCAUUUACAUUUGCCCCUCUCUGCACCACAUACUACCUGAUGCUCACAAUGGAUAGUUAUGCUUGCACCAUGAUCACAAAAAUAGGGGCCUACAAAUUUGGCACUAAUAUCUACUGAGGUCAGUUUUGAAUGUUUGUAAUACUUCUUAUCAUUCCGUUUAUAUAAAAACACUUUUAAACAUCAGUCAUUGUUAACUUGUUGUGGGAACUAUUUUUGUACACAUUUCCUUAUAUUCCACUCGCUGUCAAUGAAAUCUGUGCUAAGAUGCUGUAAAUAUGAGAAUAAAUCGAUGAUGUGGACCAGCAAUAUCCAACCAAACAGACAAAUGUGUUUCCAGUGGUCUGUCGAUCAUGUUACUAUUGUAGUUAAGUACAUGUGCAUUUAGGCAGGGCUUUAUAUGGUUAGACUGUACUGUGUAUUGAUUGUGGACGAGUCUGCAUCAGGAAAUUCAUGGAUGAUGGGUAGAGUCAUUCAGACAGUGCAGGAUGAACAUGGGCUUGUCUGUGAGGUCUGUGUCAACACCAAAACCAGUGAACCAAUUGAGAGACCAAUUGCUAAGACAUGUGUUCUACCAGAAGUUAAAUGAGGUGGUAAAGACUGCGUUCCAAUGGUGUGUUAAGUGCUAGAAACCUUUUUUUAUUAUCCAGUGUUUUACAUUUACAUUUACGGCAUUUAGCAGACAGCUUUUAUCCAAAGCGACUUACAUUACAGUUACAGUAUACAGUCUGAGCAACUGAGGGUUAAGGGCCUUGCUCAAGGACCCAACAGCAGCAACCUGGCAGUGGUGGGGCUUGAACCAGUGACCUUCGGAUUACUAGUCCAGCACCUUAACCACUAGGCUAUGGCUUGCCCAGGUAAAGGUGCCAGGGUUUUAGGGUGAUUGUUUCUAAUAAAUGUAAUUAUGGGCCAGGUUUGUAUAAGCCUAAUUCUGGAUUGUAUAUAUUAAAAAGUUGAUUAAUGUAUUAUUUUUUAAUGUUAAGUUACCCAGAUAUAUUAAAGUGAAGUCUAAUAUUGUCACAUUUAGUAGUCGAUCAUUGGUUUAUAUUGUUAGCGUAAGUCUAGAACAUUCCUCUUUAAAAUAGAGUGCAUGUCACUUUAAGAACCUGUCAUGGUUUUGUAUGGUUGUACCUUGAAUACUUUUGGAUAAAACUAUAAAUAAAUACUUGUUUUAUGAUUUUA